This is a messenger RNA of Harmonia axyridis, 541 nucleotides long. Its product is annotated as 40S ribosomal protein S20-like. The transcript is spliced from 2 exons. Bases 89 to 541 code for a protein of 150 amino acids. NCBI's taxonomy places the organism in Eukaryota, Metazoa, Arthropoda, Insecta, Coleoptera, Coccinellidae. Gene Ontology annotation, biological process: translation. Gene Ontology annotation, cellular component: ribosome; cytosolic small ribosomal subunit. The record is from RefSeq and is a predicted model, not a curated record. Gene Ontology annotation, molecular function: RNA binding; structural constituent of ribosome.
CAUGUUGUGAAAGACUAAGGAAUUUUUCUUUGAUUUUCUGGUUCAGCGCUGAUCAACUGAUUAACUCGACCAGAAGGAAAUAUUCAUUAUGGCCACUAAAGAAGUAAAUCCCGAGAAAAUUGGACAGGAAACCACCCCUGUCCACUGCAUCAGGAUCACCUUGUCCUCACGUAACGUCAGUUCUCUGCAGAAAGUCUGUAAAGAUUUGAUCAAUGAAGCCAAAAAGAAGAACGUAAAGGUUAAGGGGCCUGUACCUAUGCCAACCAAAACACUCCGUAUUACCACCCGUAAAACUCCUUGUGGUGAAGGUUCUAAAACUUGGGACAGAUUCCAGAUGAGAAUUCACAAAAGGGUUAUCGAUUUACACUCGCCUUCCGAAGUUGUCAAGGAAAUUACCUCAAUUUCUAUUGAACCUGGUGUAGAUGUUGAAGUUACUAUUGCUGAAAGUGGUCAAAACAUCCUUGGAAGCGUUGAAAUGUGCCAACACCCAGUAUCUCAUGAAGCAGAAGCGACGAAAGUAGUCGAACAAUCAGAUACAUAA